AUGGAGUCCAUGCACUUCGGUGCCAAUCAUCCCAUGAAGCCAUGGCGCUUGACUCUGACCAACAAGAUUGUGCUAUCGUAUGGCAUGUACAAGGCUAUGGACGUCUACAGACCUCGAAAAGCUACGAGCGAAGAGCUGUCAGCGUUUCAUAAGGAAGACUAUGUUGACUUUCUCCAAAGCGUCACGCCAAAAUCAAAUCCAUUGCAUUCCGAGGAACCCACAUGCUUGUACGGUACAGGUGAUGAUUGCCCGAUCUUUGACGGCCUCUUCGAGUACUGCUCACUAUACACUGGCGCGUCUUUAGAUGCAGCCCGCAAGCUCACGAACAACCAGUCUGACAUUGCGAUCAACUGGUCAGGCGGGUUACAUCAUGCGAAGAAAACUGAAGCGUCGGGCUUCUGCUACAUCAAUGACAUCGUGCUCGCCAUCCUUCAAUUACUCUUUCAUCACCCUCGAGUCCUCUACAUAGAUAUCGAUGUGCAUCAUGGAGAUGGCGUAGAGCAGGCGUUCUGGUCUACCGAUCGCGUGAUGACUGUUUCAUUCCACAAAUACUCCCCUUCGGAUUUCUUUCCUGGCACUGGUGCUCUGGCCGAUACCGGACCCUUGAAUAAUAGCAGCCCAGGUGCACAUCACGCGUUGAAUGUGCCUCUAAAUGAUGGCAUAGAUGAUGCGUCUUACCAGCAACUUUUCAGAGAUAUCAUUGGGCCUUGUUUUGACGUCUACCGGCCAACAGCAAUCGUGAUCCAAUGUGGUGCUGAUUCCUUGGGAGGUGACCGACUUGGAUGCUUCAACCUCAACGUGGAAGCGCAUGGCUCGUGUGUCGACUUUGUGAAACGUUUUGGUGUGCCCUUGCUUGUUCUCGGUGGGGGUGGCUACACACCACGCAACGUGGCCAAGGCGUGGGCGUACGAGACGGCUAUCUGCAUCGGUGCGGAUAAGUCGCUGCAUCCAGCCUUACCGGGACACAUGCCCCUGCUAGAGCACUUUAAGGGGGAGAAAACACUGUUUCCAAAGCUUGCUGGGACCAAGUACGACAACAAGAACUCACAGUUGUAUCUCGAGAGCGUCGUCAUGGGUGUGCACGAGCAAUUAAGGUACAUAAAGGGUGCCCCAAGCGUGCAAAUGAGGUACAUCCCGCCUGAUAUUGUGACCUUAAGAGAGAGCUUAGAGAAGGAAGUCUGGGAAGAGAAACUGAGAGGUAUUAAAUCCAAACGAGGAACGAAGUGA
Bacidia gigantensis is the source of this 1227-nucleotide messenger RNA. RefSeq lists its product as uncharacterized. Bases 1 to 1227 code for a protein of 408 amino acids. Lineage: Eukaryota; Fungi; Ascomycota; Lecanoromycetes; Lecanorales; Ramalinaceae. The record is from RefSeq and is a predicted model, not a curated record. The transcript has a single exon. Gene Ontology annotation, molecular function: histone deacetylase activity.